Annulohypoxylon maeteangense is the source of this 1293-nucleotide messenger RNA. RefSeq lists its product as uncharacterized. The record is from RefSeq and is a predicted model, not a curated record. Gene Ontology annotation, molecular function: gamma-glutamylcyclotransferase activity. Lineage: Eukaryota; Fungi; Ascomycota; Sordariomycetes; Xylariales; Hypoxylaceae. Bases 1 to 1293 code for a protein of 430 amino acids. The transcript has a single exon.
AUGGAAAGUCAACCUGAUGAUAUAGAGCUGGGGCGCACGGAGAACGAGCAAGUCGAUAAACUUCAACAAGCUUACACUCUAAUCCGACUUAUCCGCAACUCAAUUCAACCUCCCUACUCUCCCUAUGCCCCUCUUUCAAACGCUCCUAGCAUCCCUAGGACUUCUCCGGAACGUCUCGCGCUGGCAUCCCCCGAUUCACCCGACGAAUCCUCCUCCUUGACCGUCCUAUACCUAGCCUAUGGCGCCAACCUCUCCAAAUCCACCUUCGACCGACUUGACGUCAAACCGAUAAGCCAGAUCAACGUAUCCGCACCAGCUUUCGAUCUGGCCUUCGACUUACCCGGUAUUCCCUACUGGGAACCACGCUUCUCCAACAUCACGCCGCGCAAGAUCCCUAAGCCUCCUCUCGAUCCUCCAAAACCUCCAUUUGAUCCACCAAAGCCUCCGUUCGACCCCCCGCACCUAAGCUCAGCGAAAUAUCCGGGAUUUCUACUACCUUCACUCCCGCCAGGCUUCCCCUCGUGGGAUAAGGGCUUGUACGGCGUAGUGUAUGAAGUAACGCGCGAUGACUACCGGAAGAUAAUCCAAGCGGAGGGCGGCGGGUCCGCGUACCAGGACAUCCUGGCGCCGGUCCUCGCGCUCCCCCCACCCCUCAACAUCCCCGAGAAGCCUCCCAUACCCGAGCUGCCGAAGCCGUUCAUAGCGCACACGCUCUAUGCUCCACGACUACCUUCGCUCAAACCCCCGGGCGACGGUGACGAUAACGAUGGACAUGAUAACGAUGGCGAUGACGAUGAUGAUCCGAGAGAUAAAAAGUGGUGGCAGAAGUUAUUAUUGCCAGUCCGCCGACCCGAUAGCUAUGGCCAGCCGAGCGCGCGUUACCUGCAGCUGAUCCGCGACGGGGCGCUAGAGCACUAUCUCCCGGACGACUACCUGCUAUAUCUCGCGAAGCUACAAGCCUACAAGAUCACGACUUGCCGACAGGAGGUGGGGCGUUGGCUAUUCCUACUAAUUUGGCUGCCGUGGUUCGCGUUGAUACUACUCCUCGGCUUUUUCUUCGCCGAUAAAAAGGACGGCAAGAUACCCGCAUGGUUGGGUGCCACAUCCACUGUUCUGGCAAAUCUAAUGUGGAAAACAUACGAUGUGGUGUUCAAACCAGUGUUCGGGUCUGGGGAGCGGACAAUAGAAGAGGAGGAGGAUGACUCCCAUUCCAGAAGAAUGAGGAAUCGGGGUGCGAUAAGAAAUACAUCUAUAUGGGGAAGUGAGAAAAAUGCGUUACUUGGAGACUGGUAG